GAGAAUUUCACAAAAUUGAAUCACUAGCUCUUAUAUAUCAUUUCCCACUGCAACUUUUUCUCUACGAACUACACUAUGAUGGGAUUACUAGCUAAUGUCUCAUUAAUUUUGUCCUUGGGGUUUCUUAUUAUCUUCAACCAAACAGAAAGCACUACUGUUGACGAGGUGGAAUCAGGCUUGGCGGAGAGAUGCAUCUACAUUAUCCACAUGGACAAAUCCUUGAUGCCCAAACCCUUUGUCAGCCCUACUCAUUGGUAUGCGUCAGUCCUCAAGUCUGUGCGUGGAGAAAAAUAUUCAAAAAAUGAAGCAGAACAGGAGACAAAUAUUCUGUACGCUUACGAGCACGCCCUUCACGGGUUCAGCGCGAUGUUGUCUAAUGACGAGCUCGAAGCCCUAAAGAAAUCCACCGCAUUCAUCUCCGCAUACCGUGACACUAGCGUCACGCUAGACACGACUCACACGUUCAAGUUCCUGUCUCUGAACAACUCGACGGGACUAUGGCCAGCCUCGGAGUAUGGCCGAGAUGUCAUUGUCGGGGUUAUUGACACGGGCGUGUGGCCGGAGAGUCCAAGCUUCAGGGACGAGGGUAUGACGGACAUACCCAGCAGGUGGACAGGCAUAUGCGAGGUUGGACAGGAGUUCAACUCUUCCAUGUGCAACAAAAAAUUAAUUGGUGUUCGGUACUUCAAUAAGGGUGUGAUGGCGAGUCUGGAGCCGGGUACAUCCCUGAGCAUGAACUCGGGGAGGGAUACACGUGGCCACGGUACGCACACCUCGUCCACCGCCUGCGGGAACUACGUCCCGGGGACUUCUUUCUUUGGGUAUGCAGAGGGGACAAUGAGAGGAAUUGCGCCCGGUGCUCGAGUGGCCAUGUACAAGGUGAUAUGGGAGGAGGGACGCUACGCCUCAGAUGUGGUUGCUGGGAUUGAGCAGGCUUUGGCGGACGGGGUGGACGUGAUAUCCAUCUCCAUGGGGUUCGAUGGCCCACCCUUGUACGAGGACCCGAUUGCCAUAGCAUCUUUUGCUGCGAUGGAGAGAGGAAUUGUGGUGUCUGCCUCGGCUGGGAACUUUGGUGCAGUUGGGAGUCUGCACAAUGGGGUCCCGUGGCUGUUGACUGUUGCAGCUGGGUCGGUGGACCGUUUGUUUUCGGGUACCUUGCGUUUGGGAAAUGGGGUGACCAUCCAGGGCUGGUCCCUAUUUUCGGCCCCUGCCCUCGUCAGAGAUUUGCCUCUCCUGUACAACACCACCUUCUCGUUCUGCAACUCGACCGAUGCACUAUCCGCAGCAAGUGAUGGGAUAGUCAUGUGCGAUGAUGUUUCUGAUGUCUUAAGCCAGAUGUCCUUUAUCUCAGAAUCGGGUGCGCGUGCGGGUAUCUACAUCUCGGGCAACACCGCACUCAUACAAGAAGAGAUAUUGAUGGAGGGUAUGAGGUAUCCCGGUGUGGUGGUCAGCCCGGACGACGGUCAGACGGUGAUAGAGUAUGCCAAGAGAGGUGCCCGGCCGAGCGCGAGCAUUCUAUUCCAGCAGACGGAGGUCGAGACGAGGCCCGCCCCCGUGGUGGCAUUGUACACGUCAAGGGGCCCCUCCUUGAGCUGCCCGGGCAUCCUCAAACCGGACAUCAUGGCCCCGGGGACCCUCGUGCUGGCCUCGUGGAAUCCAAAUGUCGCGAGGGCUUCCAUCGGGAGGAGCAUCGAUCUGAGCAGCGAUUUCGUGCUCGACUCCGGCACGUCCAUGUCCUGCCCCCACAUUUCCGGCAUUGCGGCGCUCUUGAGAGGCGCACACCCCGAGUGGAGCCCCGCAGCUGUACGUUCUGCCAUCGUCACUACGGCCAACCCGCUCGACAAUACCGGGAGCAGAAUCCGGGACGCGAGUUCGGGUGCCUAUGCCGACCCACUCGCCAUGGGGGCUGGCCAGGUCGACCCAAAUCGGGCGCUCCACCCGGGACUGGUUUAUGACUUAUCCCGGCAGGAGUAUGUGAGUUAUCUCUGCUCUAUGAAUCUCACCACCAUGCAAAUUAAGACCAUUGUCAGAUCCGACUACAACUGCUCAAUCCCAUCGUCCGACCUCAACUAUCCGUCCUUCAUUGCUCUUUAUCCUUCUAACCAUCAGGGCAAGAUGUUGAGCAAGGAAUUUCGAAGAACGGUCACAUACGUGGGCGAUGGUAGUAGCCCAGCCGUAUUUCAUGCCAAGGUAGAUGCCCCCAUUAAUGCUCACAUUCAAGUUUGGCCACCGAGGUUGGUUUUCAACAAAAAAUAUGACACCGGUAGCUAUAAUUUAACCAUUUACUACAAAGUACCACCGAAUGCUCAUGUCGUACAUGGUUCUGUCACCUGGAUAGAUGAGGGUGGCAAGCACACAGUCAGAAGUCCCAUUGUGCUUUCUGAAAUGCCUCCUAAUUUAUCUAUCUAGUGUUUGACGAUUUUGCUACUCGCAGUCAAAAGAACAAGGCACACUAUGUUUUAGUCUUUCUUUAUCCUCUGUUUGCUGAAGAAUAAUAAUGUGGAUGCUAUGUUUUUAAAAUCAUAUGGACUGCUUUUGGUUGUUGCUCUUUAAUUAAAGGAUCCUUGUCUUUCAGGUUUAAUCAGGCUUCUCUAUCUACCCAUUUUCCUUGUGCUCAAUGUAAUGAAUAAUUUUGUUAUGUUGUUA
Molecule: messenger RNA, 2646 nt
Organism: Striga asiatica
Lineage: Eukaryota; Viridiplantae; Streptophyta; Magnoliopsida; Lamiales; Orobanchaceae
Source: the annotation of a GenBank genome assembly